Molecule: messenger RNA, 1350 nt
Organism: Talaromyces amestolkiae
Lineage: Eukaryota; Fungi; Ascomycota; Eurotiomycetes; Eurotiales; Trichocomaceae
Exons: 7
Coding region: 1-1350 (449 amino acids)
Biological process (GO): mitotic cell cycle
Cellular component (GO): mitotic spindle; DASH complex
Source: RefSeq, a predicted model, not a curated record
AUGGCUACUCCGAACGCGACCGAGGAGAUGGAGAGACUGCAGCUAUCGGACGAAGACACAGAAGAGCUAUGGAACUCGCCCUCACAGCGACGCGCGAGACAAGUGCCCCAAAGAACGCCGGCAUCGGGAGAUCGAUUACAAAAUCAAGAUAUCGAACCCUCACUCGACCAGGAAGAGGCUCGGGAGCUUGCACUCCGAAGUGAGUUGCAAACUGUGAGGAACGUGAAUUUAGCCAUUGAGGGAGUACUGGAGAGCCUGGAACGAGCGAGAGGAAAUAUGGAGACCGUAUCACGUACAGUGGACUCGGCAUCAACGCUCCUCAACACAUGGACCCGAAUCCUAGCACAGACAGAGCACAACCAAAGACUCCUCCUCAAUCCCCAAUGGCAAGGCGCCUCUCAUGAUAUCGCCGAAAUGGAAAGCGAAGCGGUAGCUAAACAACAAGCUGUCGAGCGCAGAGAGCGAGAACUACAAGAACGCCGGGAAGCGGCAGCACGAAAAGCGGAACAAGAAGAGAAGGCGCGAGCAGCUGCAACAACGGCGACAGGGCGAGGUCGAGGCACAACGAGAGCAAGGGUGUACAUCGAGAACAGCUCGACCAGCUUCGGCGGCAUCAACGCGACGUCCAGUCAGCGGGAUUGCCCGUGGUUCCAAUGCUGCCACUCGUGGGCGUGCGCAUCGUCAACCAUCAUCAUGAAUUUCGCGCCCUACCAGGACGAAUCCCCCGAAGUCGAAAGAGCUCUUUCACCUCCACCACCAUUCUCAACGGACCCAACCAAUCGCACCAGGUCACCCUCCCAGAAUCAAUACAACAAUAAUAAUAGACAACAGCAGCAGCAGCAGCAAAGAUCGACUCCACCUCCAUAUCAAGCAUCGCCCACUUCACACUUCUACAACCCAUCAAACGGCGGAUACGGAUAUCAAGAAUCUACAGCAGCAUCGGCGUCAUGGACAGAUCCCGAAAGCCAACAGCAGAAUAGCAACGGAUACGGAGGCGCACGAGCAGACCUUGAUGCGUUCGAGACGAGCCUCCCGCUAAGGGUUGAUUAUGAGGCCAUGCUGGCGUAUUUGUUAUUGCCGCCGGCAGGAGGGGUGUUUUUGUUGUUGUUUGAGCAUAAAAGUGAUUAUGUUCGAUUCCAUGCGUGGCAGUCGAGCAUGCUGUUUAGUGCUAUAUUUGUUCUACAUCUCAUAUUCUCCUGGUCGAGCAUAAUCUCCUGGCUGAUGUUCAUUGGUGAUAUCGUGCUAAUCGCCUUUUUGAGUCUACACGCCUACCAAGAUGUUUAUUCCCUCGAUCAUUACGAGGUACCGAUCUUCGGCCGACUUGCGAACUCCUUCGUUGAUGAUGAGUGA